Molecule: messenger RNA, 2099 nt
Organism: Colossoma macropomum (tambaqui)
Lineage: Eukaryota; Metazoa; Chordata; Actinopteri; Characiformes; Serrasalmidae
Product: palmitoyltransferase ZDHHC7-like
Exons: 8
Coding region: 196-1104 (302 amino acids)
Biological process (GO): peptidyl-L-cysteine S-palmitoylation; protein targeting to membrane
Cellular component (GO): Golgi apparatus; endoplasmic reticulum
Molecular function (GO): protein-cysteine S-palmitoyltransferase activity
Source: RefSeq, a predicted model, not a curated record
GCGCACGGUCAUCAGCACCUGUAGCUUCCCUUCUCUCACGAACAGAGGAAUCAGCACUGAAGCUUUGGUCAGGGCAGGUAGUGGACAAUUCCUCUGGAGUCAACAGGAGUUUGAACGAGUCUAAUGAAAGCAGUGAAACAACAUUUGAAGCAGAUGUGAAGACUAAAGUGAGCGUGUUCUUCUGGUUUGUCCAGGAUGCAGUCUCACCGGCUGUGUGAGGAGGAACAGCAGCACCCUCUGCUGGAACAGGUUGCUAGUCCAGCCUCACUGAGGGAAGCAACUGCUCGUGUAUGGUUCAUUCAGGAUGGCUGUGGUAUGGUCUGUGCCUUCAUCACCUGGUUCCUGGUGCUUUAUGCUGACUUUGUCGUCACCUUCGUCAUGCUACUGCCCUCUAAAAGCGUGGCAUAUGCUGUGGUCAAUGGGGUGCUGUUCAACUGCCUGGCUGUCCUGGCACUGACCUCCCACCUGCGCACAAUGCUCACAGACCCGGGAGCAGUCCCUAAGGGUAACGCUACCAAGGAGUACAUGAGCAGCUUGCAGCUAAAACCAGGAGAAGUCCUUUACAAGUGCCCGAAAUGCUGCAGCAUCAAACCACAAAGAGCGCAUCACUGCAGUAUCUGUAAGCGCUGCAUUCGAAAAAUGGACCACCACUGUCCCUGGGUGAACAACUGUGUGGGGGAGAAUAACCAGCGCUUUUUUGUUCUCUUCACUAUGUACAUAGCUGUGAUCUCCACCUAUGCUCUGGUCCUGAGUGUGCUUCAGUUUUUCACAUGUGUCAGGACUGAUUGGAGCGAAUGUAGUGAUUUUUCUCCCCCUGUGGCUGUGCUGCUGAUAAUCUUCCUCUUCUUGGAGGCUAUCCUCUUCCUCACCUUCACUGCGGUGAUGUUCAGCACACAGAUCCAGUCCAUCUGCAGUGAUGAGAUGGUGGCUGAGCGGCUGAAGGAUGAGAAGCUCAAGAAAGGCAGACGUGUGCGGUGGGAGAGCAUGAAGACUGUGUUUGGAGGGCAGCCAUCUUUAGUCUGGAUUAACCCUUUCGCUGGGCUGCGACUGAGAAAACUCAUCACCUCACAAACCCUGAGGGCUGGACCUGAAUUUUCUGUCUGACACACACACACACACACAAUGUGGGAACAAAUAUUGCUACUGAUGAGCAAAAUGCUGCUCCCACUGAGCAUAUGUGGGCUGCCUCAACAUCAAGGUUAUGAAUGCAGAGAGUCUGAAUAGCUGUUGUAUGAGUUGAGCGGGAAUUUGGAACAUAUUCAACUCAGUAGAGACCUUUACAUCAAGAACAGUUGUUUAUCCUAUAGUUUGAAGGCAGAGUUUAAGAUAUCUGCUUUUUUAUCCUAAAGACUAUUUUUUAUACUUUGUAUCAUUUUUAAUUUUGUGAAAUUAUUUAUUUACUUAGUUUGUUAAUUUUGCAUUUAAUCAUUUGGUGUUGUGCUUUAUGUUAUGUCUUAAUUAAUAGGCAUCAGGGUGAUCAAAAGGUAUCAGAUGUUUGGUUUAUGUUAUAUACUGUGGUUUUAAUUUUAUUUUUAACACAUUUUUUUUAAAGAAUGCUUUUCAAAUUCUCCAUUGCGCACUGUUCCUAAGAGUUUAUAUCACCCGUGUGGUCAAAUUGUACUACCUCUUAAAUCCACAUUGUGCUAAAUGUCUUGCUAUACUUACAUAUUUCACUCCCAAAAACCAAGACUUACUGACCCUUCAUUGUUUCAUCACAGUGUUAAUUGCCUUAAAUGACGUCUCCGACAAUUUUGUCAUUUUACACAAUCAACCUGUUUAUGUACAGACUGACACUGGUGCAAAAUCAGUAAGAACUCUACUGUGGAGCUAUAAUGAGUAUUUUUUAAUUUAUGAGUCUUUACAACUAUUCAGAUUGUGCACAUUUUACAGCUCAAAGCCUCUCAGGAUUAUUGCCAUAACUGACUUUUACUACUGAUAUAUUUGUAUAUUCAGUUUGUAAUUUGGAUUAGUGCUCUAAUUUGAAUUUGAUCAUUAGACAUUGUCUGAAUUAACUGCCAGGCUGCUAGUGUGGUAAAUGGAAAGCACUCAUUGUACCAUCCAGUGUAUUUUUCUUUUUUACUGUGUUGCAGUGUCACACA